AAACAUGAAAGCUUUGGGUUCACAGCCACACAUAGGAUGUGUGAGCAAUGUCCUUUCCUUUGCCACCCCGACUCCGGCGUCGCAUCACAGACUUCGAAGUUUCCAAGGAGGUCUUGGGCGAUGGUUCUUUGGCCGUUGUCCGCAGAGCCACGGAAAUCGCCUCAGGCAAAAGCUUUGCGUUGAAGGCGUUUGACCGAAAUCUCCUUCGAUCCAAUCACCGUGAUGCUGACGUGGCCAUGGAGGAACAUUGCCUUCGGAGAGCCAACCACCCAGGAAUCAUAAAGCUACAUGCUUCCUUCAGAGAUGACAGCUUCCAUUACCUUGUCUUGGAUCACUGCCCAGGGGGUGAACUUUGGGAAAUGGUUCGCAACGUGGGCUGCGAAGAGCAUCUUGCUAGGCACUAUCUAGCGCAGAUCCUGGAAGUGGUUCAGUAUCUUCGAGACGCACAGAUUGUCCAUCGAGAUUUGAAGGCUGAGAAUGUGUUGCUCGGUCCUCAAGGCAAUUGCAAGUUGAUUGACUUUGGCAGUGCCAAGGAUUUGGCAAAUCCUCACAUCAAAGGAGCUGGACUUCACAAUUGGGAUACUGUUCUGCAUGAGACUGUAGGGACCCCUUACUUCAUGGCUCCAGAAGUUGUUCGUAACAAAUGCUCUGACUUCCGCUCAGACACCUGGUCCUUGGGCUGCUUGGUGUUUCAAGUCCUCACUGGACUGCUACCUUUCUAUGGUGGAUCAGUGUGUCGUGUGUAUAAAAAGAUUUGCCGCACGGAGCUGGAAUUGGACUUGCCGGAGACCUGGCUUGGGAGCAGUGCCACGGACCUUAUCAAGCGUAUGGUGGUCAAGGAUCCCGAUACAAGAUUGGGCAACGAUCUUCGGAGCUUGGAGGAACAUUCCUUCUUUGGCAUUACUUUUGCAGGUGCACAUGGAAGAUCAGCCCCUAUCCGCACAUUGGAGGAAAUGUGCAUUCGCCACAUUGGCAGACGGUGGAAGACCUGUCUUGAUGCUUUACCCUUUGCCCAGAAGGCAGUCGAGAGGGCGCUCCUGAGACCCGAAGCACUCCGAAUCUUGCAGCGUAUUUCGGAGGUUCACGAUCUAGUCGCCGGCCAGGCUGACGAGGGUGAGACCUCAGCUUCGGAAGAUUGAGGGCGUUUGCUGAUGGGUCACAACUCCCAAAAAGAAGUCAUGCGCAAGAUGGGGAUCACAAUUCUCAAGCAUUUGCCAUCCGCAAACUGUGUAUUGAUCCACCGCUUCAGUGUGACAGCCUUUUGUAAGCCAAAUUGACCACCUCGUGUCUCCCGCAAGCCAAUCUUUUUGAGCAGACGCUAUAGCUUCACGAUGCUUGCUUUGGAUGUGAAGCCUUGGAGAGAAA
Molecule: messenger RNA, 1365 nt
Organism: Durusdinium trenchii
Lineage: Eukaryota; Dinophyceae; Suessiales; Symbiodiniaceae
Source: the annotation of a GenBank genome assembly